AUGAGUUUCAAAGAUAAAGUGGUUAUAGUGACCGGUUCCAGCUCGGGUAUCGGUGCCUCCACCGCCAUCGAGUUCGCUAAAGACGGGGCUCACGUCGUCAUAGUGGGAAGGAACGAGAGUAAGCUCGAGAAUGUACGUGAAAAAAUCGAAAAGUACGUUAAGAAGCCACUUGUCAUUAAAGCGGACGUAUCGAAAGAGGCCGACGGCAAGAAAAUUGUCAAAGAAACUAUAGAGAAGUUCGGAAGGAUCGACGUGUUAGUCAACAAUGCUGGGAUUUGCGAAACAGUUGACAUUACCAGUGAAAACUUUAUGGAGGGCUACGAUCGCAUCAUCAACGUUAAUCUGCGUGGAGUGGUGUACAUAACUCAUCUAGCUAUACCGCACCUAAUCAAAUCGAAAGGGAAUAUCAUUAACAUAUCUAGUGUGGCUGGUACUAAUACCGUUGGUGUACCUGAUUUUAUAGCGUACAAUGUGUCGAAGGCGGGCCUUAACCAUUUCACCCGGUGCGCUGCGCUUAAACUAGCCAGCUACGGAGUCCGGGUUAACACCAUCAGUCCGGGUCCGGUCCGGACAGACAUUGGUAAUAACCCAUCUAUGGAGCCUGUUAUGUCGAAACAAAUCGAUGAAAUGACCGCUUUGAAACGUAUAAGUGACCCCGUGGAAAUCGCUGAUCUGAUCUUAUACCUGGCAAGUGACAAAGCAAGGGGCAUCACAGGAUCCAAUUACGUAUCGGACAACGGUAUGAUGAUCAUACAC
Messenger RNA from Iphiclides podalirius (scarce swallowtail), 756 nucleotides. The record is from the annotation of a GenBank genome assembly. Lineage: Eukaryota; Metazoa; Arthropoda; Insecta; Lepidoptera; Papilionidae.